GUGCGGCAGCAGGUCGAAGCCGUGUCCCUCGGGCCACAGGUCCGAGAGGGCGAGAUCGUAUUCGGUGUGGCUCACAUCUAUGCCUCCUUCAACGACACCUUCGUGCAUGUCACCGACCUCUCCGGUCGGGAGACCAUCAUGCGUGUGACGGGCGGCAUGAAGGUCAAGGCCGACCGCGAUGAGUCCUCGCCUUACGCAGCGAUGCUGGCGGCACAGGAUGUGGCCGCCCGCUGCAAGGAGUUGGGCAUUGGCGCGCUCCACAUCAAGCUCCGCGCAACCGGCGGCACCAAGACACGCACGCCAGGACCCGGUGCUCAGAGUGCCCUCCGUGCUCUGGCACGCUCCGGGAUGAAGAUCGGUCGCAUCGAGGACGUGACUCCCAUCCCCACCGACUGCACUCGCCGCAAGUGCGGCCGUCGUGGACGCCGUCUGUAA
Molecule: messenger RNA, 435 nt
Organism: Symbiodinium sp. CCMP2456
Lineage: Eukaryota; Dinophyceae; Suessiales; Symbiodiniaceae
Source: the annotation of a GenBank genome assembly